Salarias fasciatus (jewelled blenny) is the source of this 4715-nucleotide messenger RNA. RefSeq names its product solute carrier family 22 member 23-like. Bases 92 to 3058 code for a protein of 988 amino acids. NCBI's taxonomy places the organism in Eukaryota, Metazoa, Chordata, Actinopteri, Blenniiformes, Blenniidae. Gene Ontology annotation, molecular function: transmembrane transporter activity. The transcript is spliced from 10 exons. Gene Ontology annotation, biological process: transmembrane transport. The record is from RefSeq and is a predicted model, not a curated record. Gene Ontology annotation, cellular component: membrane.
GGAGGAGGAGGAGGAGGAGGAGGGGGGGAUAAGCAGCACUGCAACCCCGGCUUCGCUUCACAUCGGAGGCAUCUAUCGUGAAAACCCCGCGAUGGCCGUGGUGCAGCUCGAGAGCGGGGACCACCAGCCGGAGAACGGCUUCGUGUCCCCCGACACCACCUCCCCGGGGCCGCUCACACGCAUCGACGGCUCCGUCCUGCCCUUUCUCGGGGGAUUUGGGAAGUACCAGAAACAGCUGAUCGUGCUGACAUGGAUUCCGGCGUUGUUCAUCGGAUUCAGCCAGUACUCGGACAAUUUCCUCCUCGCGCAGCCGAACAACACAUGCAUCCAGCCGCUGGCCAACCACAGUAAUCAGAGUACCGGCGGCUACUCCUCGCUGCUGGACGCGCCGAGAAACGCCAGCGCGCGCCCGGCGUCUAUUUACGCCAAUGGGAGUUACGGCGGAUUCGGCUCCGGCGGCCAAAAUGACAGCACGAGCACGCAGUGUCGGUGCAGUAACUGGACCUUCGAGCUGCACACCGGGCUCGUGCAAAACGUGGUCACGAAGUGGAGUCUGGUGUGCGACUCGGCGUGGAAGGUGCACAUCGCAAAGUUUUCCCUCCUGGUGGGAUCCAUCUUUGGAUACCUGGUGUUUGGGAUACUCGCCGACUGGUUCGGCCGACACCCCGUGCUCAUCAUAUCGGUGCUGUUCAUGCUGGUGUUCGGGCUGACCGUGGCUUUUUCCGUCAACGUGCCCAUGUUCAGCACGCUGCGCUUCUUUGAGGGCUUCUGCCUGGCGGGGAUCACGCUCUCGCUCUAUGUCCUCAGGAUUGAGCUGUGCCUGCCAGGAUGGAGGUUUUCCAUGACCAUGGUGGCCAAUUUCGUAGUUCUGGGCGGACAGCUGCUGAUGCCCGGUGUGGCGUACCUCUGCCGUGACUGGCAGGUCCUUCAAGUCAUCAUCAUCUGUCCCCUGGUGCUCAUGCUGUCCUACAUUUGGAUCUUCCCUGAGUCACUGCGUUGGCUGCUGGCCACCCAGCAGUACUGCCGCUCCAAGUGGAUCAUGGGACACAUCGCCAAGAAGAACCGAGUCAACAUGGAGCUGGACGCCGACAACAUCCUCACAGAACUGCAGCAAGCUCUUCAGAAGAAGCCCAAAAAGACGUGCAUCGUGAAAAUGGUGGGGACCAGGAACCUGUGGAAGAACAUCGUCGUCCUCUGUGUCAACUCGCUGACAGGAUACGGGAUCCACCACUGCUUCGCCCGCAGCAUGAUGGACCAGGACGCCCAGGACACCACCAUGUUCCACAGCUUCUACGUCGACUACUACACCAUGGCGGGCAUCGCGGUGGCGUCGUGCAUCGCGCUGUGCCCGGCGGUCGGCCUGAUGGGCCGGCGCGGCGGCCUCCUCAUGUUCAUGAUCAUCACCGCUCUGGCGUCGCUCCUGCAGCUGGGUCUGCUCAACUUGCUGGGGAAGUACAGCGUCCACCUGAACAUCGAUAGCUCUGACACACUGAACAAGAACUUCUCCAUCGCCUUCUCCAUCAUCGGUAUGUUCUCCUCCCACGCGGUCAGCAACCUGAGCAUCUUCUUCUGCGCGGAGAUCACGCCCACCGUCAUCAGGGGGGGCGGUUUGGGCCUGGUCCUGGCCAGCGCCGGCUUCGGCAUGCUGACCGCGCCCAUCAUGGAGCUGCACAACCAGAAGGGCUACUUCCUCCACCACAUCAUCUUCGCCUGCUGCACGCUCAUUUGCAUCAUCUGCAUCCUGCUGCUGCCGGAGACGCGCUACCAGCCACUCCCCGAGACGCUGGCGGACGGGGAGAGCUACACCCGGCAGCCCCUGCUCCCCCCCAGGAAGCCCGGGGAGCAGCGCCUCCUGCUGGCGCCGUCGGAGAGCAGCAGGGACUACACCAGGGUGCACGACACGCCGCUGCACGAGGCGGCGGCCACCGCCGUGUCCACCAUGGACUCCACUGCCUCCUCGGCCGUGGAUCUGACCGCGCCGUCAGCCGGAGACAUGGCGGGCGUCGCCGUGAUGGAGAUGCAGACGAGCAGGCCCGAAGCCAAAGACCCCGACGGCCGCUCGGUCGCGUCUUCGUCCGCCGCCCCGCCGGGUCGAGACGGCGUGGUCCACGCCAGUAAAGAGCAUCUCCUGUCUUCCACUCCUCUGCACAAAGCGCCGAGCGUCACGGACCCGCUGUUGGCCGACGCGGAGGAGCCUCCUGCCAUCGUCCUGGAGUCCAUCGGACCGCUGGAGGCCUCAGAGCUCCCCGAACUGAACCACGCCGCUGCGUCUCCUACGGGAGAAGCCGGCGACGAGCCUUCCCCAGACCCCUCCCCUCCUCCCCCCGCCCCUCAGACUGUACCCGCUUCUUUAGUAAUCUGCACCACACCCAUCAUCGAGCCCCCGCCCAGCUCCACGUUAGAGUCCCCGAACCCACCGGGCGAAGAGGUGCACCCUCCCGGUUCUUUACCCGAUUCCCCUUCUCCGUCUGUGCAUGAGAGCCCCCCUCCUUCUCCCUCUCCUCCUCCUCCCGCUCCCUCUCCUCCUCCUCCCGCUCCCUCUCCUGUUCCUGUGACGGACUCGGACCCCCCCGCCCAGCCCCCUCCUCAUCCUUCUCCUCCCCCACACUCUGACAUUCCUAUUCACUUAGAAAAUGUAGAUGAGCCCUCGUCUACUCCUCCCGUUACAGACUCCCAGCAGCCUCAGUUAGAUCUUAACGACACGUCCGCAGAUCCCUGCGGCCCCCCGAGCCCCACCCCCGAUUCGCCCUCACCCACACCCCCUCCACCCAUGGAGGACCUCUCCGCCGUCAACACCACCGCCCCGCCUUCCACUACCGUCCCCGUCACAGACAUUGAGCAUCCCUCCACCCCGGAAACAACCACUCCGACCGUCACGGACGUUUUAGCAGAUUCAGAUUGCGCUCCCCCGGCGCCGACGCCCACAGAGGCCACGCCCUCCUCUCUGCUGGACUGCACCGUGUCCUCCCCAAUAGACUCUGGUGUCCUCUCCCUCGAGGACAAUAGGGACAGCGCCAGCACGGAAAGCGGCGCCGUCAACGGAGCGGCGUCGUCGUGAUCCAGCGCCGCGGCCCGGAGAGCGAAGCUUUAAGUGUUGCAGCCAGAGGCAGCCGGCGAGGCCCGAGAGGUGACCGAUGGGGGGGCAAGAGGGUGUGCCGCUAGGACUUCAGGUGCUUAAAGAAGACGGAUCCCACCUGGAGUCGAGCGGAAGUGUGUUACAGAGCUGCUGAAUGUUUCUCAAACGUCCCCCCCCCCCCCCCCCCCCCCCCCCCCCCCCCCCCCCCCCCCCCCCCGCCCUCUUCGUGCGUUCAGCCAAUGAAAGCAGGCUGGUUUGUGACAGUGUGACAGGAACUGCUGCUCUUCAUGAAUGUCACUGGAAAUCACCAGCGUGUAAAACUGCUCGGGUGUAAAUGAGACGGGAGGAAAACCACUGUUUAUGAAGAGACUUCACAUUCUAUCCACAAUCAUUGACAUGUGUCAUCAGCACUGGUGAAAAGGUGCGAAUAUCAAGAAGAAAAACUAAAAAAAAAAACCAGGACAACAGCUGGUAUCUUUGCUCCAGUUUAAUGUCAAUAUCAUGAAUUUGUGUGUCUGAUUUCUUAUGCGGACAUGAAAUCGGAACUAAACAAUCCAAAUUUUAAGUGACUCCUCUAAAUAAAAUGCCAAAAUUCUACCCUGACCAAAUUUAUAAAUAGUGCCAAAAAUUCCGAACCAUCAGCAGUGCUGUGGGACUGCUGCUCACUGCUGCCCCCUGCCAGAAGCUGGCGUGUGGAUUGAAUCGGAUCUUUUUCCAAAUUUUGGGAAAUUUGACGUAAAGCAAAAAAUGAAUCGCUUCUGUCAACACGUGGUUGCGAGCAGUGACACACUCUCGAAAAACAACGACCCGCGUUUUUUGUCGGUCCGAGGAGAAACUUUUAUUUUUCCAGUCAUUUCAGCCAAUGAAAUCGAUGGUAUGUGAGCGCUUCUUGUUUUGUGAAUGUGAUCAUGUAAGUAAAUGGAUAAUUAGUCGUUGAGCUUGAUUCCUUUUUUUUUUACUGUUUUUUUGAAAAUCAAAGUAUUAUUUUGGAAUAUUCUCACAUGGCGUGCCCUUAAUUGUACAGAGCUAGACUUCAUUCUUACAGUGUUUGUGGCACCUCGGUGUGGUGGCACUUCUUUUUUCCACCGCAGGGACGGAGCAUGUUUAUUGUGAGCGUGAUAACAAACACAAGCAAAAAAAAACAAACAGAACGGUACAAAACCAUCUGAUGUGAUCGCUAACCGUCGCAACAUCGCUAAUAUUUGUUUUUUCCAAAUGGUAAUAAAUGCGUUCACCUUGACAAUAAUAAUAAUGCAAUACAUGAUACAAAAACCUGUCCAGAGAGAGAAGUGGCUUUCAAAGUAUGCAGUAGGCCGCCUCUAGGGGGCACCACAGGGCAAAUCAGGGGGUUCGGGGGGACGCCGUUUCCUAACAUGACUGUUGAGAGAAUUGUUUUGUUGAAGCCACAUAGGAAGAAAUCGGUUAGUGUUUAUGCUUGGGGUUCGGUUUAGGCAUUGGCGUUAGGGUUCUUGCCACACUUUGAAACCCUCUGAUUUCUAAUAACCUGAAAUAAUCAAACUCUGGUCAAAGGAAGCAUUUUGCUUCCAAAGCUCGAGUUCCUCUGUGAAAACUCAAUAUACUUGAAUGUGAGUAACUUGACUUCAUGCUUCGGAGGAUUAAAAAAAAAAAAAAAAAAAAA